AUGACUGAGGGGGGAGGGCGGAGUUUAAGGCGGUAGCGCAAUGGCUGCUUGCAUGUGGAGGCGUGACUGAAUUGCGAAAAGGAGAACGAGUGAGUGAAGCCGUGACACUUACCGGAAAGGAUGAGCAUGGAGCGGCCGGAGCACCUGAUCCCUGAGGGAUUCCCGGAUUUGCAGAACGACACCUUCUUACGGGCUGCCCGGGGCGAGGAGUGCCGACAUGUGCCGGUGUGGUGUAUGAGGCAAGCAGGAAGGUAUCUGCCAGAAUUCCGCGAGACCCGCGCCGGCCAGGAUUUCUUUGCUUCGUGCCGGAGCCCCGAGAUCUGCUGCGAGCUCACCCUGCAGCCGCUGCGGAGGUUUCCUCUGGAUGCUGCCAUCAUUUUUUCCGACAUUCUAGUGAUCCCGCAGGCGCUGGGAAUGGAAAUUCGAAUGGAGCCCGGAAGGGGUCCCGUGUUUCCCGAACCUCUGCAGACCCCACAGGACCUGCAAAAGCUCAAACCCAAAGUGGAUGUCUCACAGGAGCUGGGUUACGUCUUCCGUGCCAUCACUCUGACGCGGCACAAAAUAGCUGGAAAGGUGCCCCUUAUUGGCUUCACGGGGGCUCCGUGGACUCUGAUGACCUACAUGAUUGAAGGUGGUGGAUCCAACACUAUGUCCAAAGCUAAGCGUUGGCUGUACCAGAAUCCGUCCGCCAGCCACCAGCUUCUGCAGCAACUCACGGACGUCAUUGUGGACUACCUGGUGGGGCAGGUGGCAGCCGGAGCGCAGGCUCUUCAGGUUUUCGAAUCCCAUGCUGGCUGCCUCGGUCCCCAGCAGUUUGCCGACUUCUCCCUUCCAUACCUCAAGGAAAUAUCCCAAAGAGUGAAGAACAAAUUAAAAGCGGAAGGACUGGAGCAAGUCCCCAUGAUCGUGUUUGCUAAGGAUGCGCACUAUGCGUUGGAAGAUCUGUCUCAGGCCGGUUACGAGGUAGUGGGGCUGGACUGGACAAUACGACCGCAGGAAGCCAGGGAGCGAACAGAGAAGAGAGUGACGCUGCAGGGAAACAUGGAUCCUUGUGCCUUGUAUGCCAGUAAGGAAAACAUCGAGCAGACCGUCAAGAAGAUGAUUGAAGACUUUGGCCGUAGAGGAUACAUUGCCAACCUGGGCCACGGCUUGUAUCCAGACAUGGACCCUGAACACGUCGGAGCCUUUAUAUCCGCUGUACACAAGUACUCGGAACUUAAGGAGAACUAAACGGAGAGCUGGACUUAAAUCAGAUAGUCCUGAGAUGGGCUGACACGCGGUUGUAUGAGCUAUAGAGCUGCGGCGCGGUUAAUUUCGGGAGCCGCCAAACCCGGUUUGUUGGAAUAAACAAACUUGAGAUUUACAAAAAAAA
Molecule: messenger RNA, 1372 nt
Organism: Spea bombifrons (plains spadefoot toad)
Lineage: Eukaryota; Metazoa; Chordata; Amphibia; Anura; Pelobatidae
Gene: UROD
Product: uroporphyrinogen decarboxylase
Exons: 10
Coding region: 121-1230 (369 amino acids)
Biological process (GO): heme biosynthetic process
Cellular component (GO): cytosol
Molecular function (GO): uroporphyrinogen decarboxylase activity
Source: RefSeq, a predicted model, not a curated record